Molecule: messenger RNA, 1857 nt
Organism: Sebastes umbrosus (honeycomb rockfish)
Lineage: Eukaryota; Metazoa; Chordata; Actinopteri; Perciformes; Sebastidae
Product: B-cell receptor CD22-like
Exons: 8
Coding region: 186-1571 (461 amino acids)
Source: RefSeq, a predicted model, not a curated record
GGAGUGAAGACUUCUUCUUUUUCUGCAGUAUUUCAGUCAUUUCAUAUUUGCUUUUAUAUCACAACGGCUUAGCAGGGAAGUCGGGUAGCUACUGGGUCUGUUGCAGUUCUGCUGACAUUCACAAAUUGUCUGAUUUUAAAACUAAUUGUUUCUUCGUUUUAGCUGCCGGCUCCUUUGGUAAGGUGAUGAGUGUCAUUUCAGUUCAGUCUGUGAAAAUGGUGACAGCCAUCGUGUUACUGAGCGUCUUCUUAGUUUCAGGUGCUUUGGCUGAUUGUCCUGAGGAGUCAGCCCUAUUCAUUACUGCACCAAAGCAGAUGGAAGCACUGAUUGGAUCCUGUCUGCAAAUCCCAUGUAACUUUAGUCGUAACAUAACCGCUAAAGAGACAUUUGACGGUACAAGACCAACCUUCGGAAUGUGGAUUAAAAGUAGCAAAGAUUUUGCCAAAAAUCCAAAUAAUGUCAUUUUCAACAGUAGCGGGAUGGAUAAUAUCUAUCCAAUGAAUCUUACUGGAGACCUGAGUCAGAAAAACUGCACCACUUUAUUUUCCAGUUUAAUCACAAGUUACACAGACGAGUACUUCUUCAGAAUUGAGAACGGACCAUUCAGGGCAACAGCUUCUUGUAAUCCUCUUCAAAUAACCGUCAUAGAUUCUCCUCCGAGGCCCAGCAUUGAGAUCUCAGGUGAUCUGAAGGAGAAUCAGUCGGUCACUAUAACCUGCUCAGCUUUCACUCCCUGUCCACACUUCCCUCCUGAACUCACCUGGACUCUCCAACAAAACCCUCACAACAAAAUAGAGGAAAACACAGAUGGAACCUUCACAACUAAAAUCCAGAAGACCUUCACUCUGUCAGACGAACAUGAUGGAUUCAUCAUCACCUGUUCAGCCAGAUAUCCUGUAAAUGAAGGAAAAGACAACAAGACAGCAGAGGAGAGAACGACGCUCAGUGUUUCAUAUGCUCCCAAAGACACCUCAGUGUCCAUCAGUCCAUCAGGUUUGGUGUCAGCAGGUAGCCUGGUGAACCUGACCUGCUCCAGCAGAGCCAAUCCUCCCGUCAACUUCACAUGGUUCAAGACCAGCAAAGACGGACCUGUCAGUGUAUCUGAAGGAGACUUUUACAGCUUCAAGGUGACCUCUGUGACAGAUAUAGAAGGUUAUUACUGUGUGGCCACAAAUGAUCUCGGUAGUCAGACGUCAUCACGGAUUAAUAAUGCAGAGAGCUCUGUCAGCUCGCUACAGUGGGGUUCAGCUCUUGGAGGGAUCCUUGUCAUCAUACUCAUCUGCCUUGCUAUCUGUGUUUGGUGGUUUAAGUCGAAACGUCCACAAACUCAGAGUCAAAGAGGUGACGAGCUGACUCUUCAAAUGCCAACCAGCAAAACAGAACAAGACAUCCAUUAUGGAGAGAUCGACUUCUCGAAGCGGAGACCUGAACCGUCCUCGGCCUCGGAGCAGGACAGUGGACAGCAGCAGGAUACGCUGUAUGCACAGGUCAACGUGUCCCAGACAGCGAGCAGCUUAAGAAAGGCUGCUGACGUCCCAGAGGAUCUCUACGCUCAAGUGAAGAAAAAAUGAGUGUUGUUUUGUGAUCAUGUUUGGGUUGGAUUUGUAAUAUACCUUUAUUUUUUACUUAUACAAUAAGUUUUAUAUGUCAGUUAGUGUAGGAAAAGACACUUGAGAAGAAAAUGCAAUCUUCACUGGCCACAGUUAAAUAAAGGAGAACUAGCAAUCUGUACAUCAGAUCAGUGGAAGUAUAAGUCUGAAAAGGCUCUUAAUGGGGAACUAUUCUAAAUAGCGACAUGAGAAGCAGUUCACACAUUAACAAUGUACUACAAGAUUAUAUUUUUUGGAAAGGUUUGUG